This is a messenger RNA of Camellia sinensis, 2108 nucleotides long. NCBI's taxonomy places the organism in Eukaryota, Viridiplantae, Streptophyta, Magnoliopsida, Ericales, Theaceae. The record is from RefSeq and is a predicted model, not a curated record.
UGAUAAUUGAGGUAACCUGCAAGGGUAACCUAGUUAGUUGAGGGUAAGGGACUAAGGACCUAGGAGUAUGUUUCUCUUUAGGUCUCAGGUUCGAAUCUCACUCCGUUACUGGCGGGCCUCUACAUCUUUUCCUGGUUGGAAUCUCAUCCCUAGUUGGCUACUAGCGGGCCAUUAUGCCUAUGUCUGAUCAAUCAGCUCAGGGUCCCGGGAUUAGUCGAAGUGCGUCACUCCGAAUAGGUGCUGGCUCGGAUACUCGAUUAUAAAAUAAAUAAAAUAAAACAACACACGUGAUAAUUGAGGCACAGGGUACGUAGACAAGGCCCACCCAUCUGUGUCUGUAUUAUGUGCAGGUGCAUUUUUCCAUUAUAAAUUUUCCGUCGUCGCCUCCCAUAUCCCCAACCCAGUUCUCACUGAAAUAAACAAGAAAUGAGUGGGAAAGGAGAGUUGGUGGUGGUGGAGGUGAGGAAGACGGAAGUGGUGGCAGCGGGGUUGCCGAUGCGUGAGCAUUUGCUACCGCUUUCCAACCUUGACUUGCUCUUGCCUCCUGUCGACGUCGCUGUGUUCUUAUGUUAUAAGAAUCCAACCACCACCACCACAAGACUCACUGGAAAAGAAGGGGGCUUAAUGUUGUUCACAUUUGCCUCCAUGGUCGGUGUUUUGAAGAAGGCCAUGUCUCAAGCUUUAGUUUCAUACUAUCCAUUUGCUGGGGAGGUUGUGCACAACACUGUGGGUGAACCUCAGCUUCUCUGCAACAACCGUGGAGUGGACUUCAUUGAAGCUUUUGCCCACGUAGAGCUUCAAGGUCUCAAUUUCUACAACCCUGAUUACAGCAUUGAAGGUAAGUUGGCACCUAAACAGUUGAUUGGUAAAAUUUAAUGACAGGCCACUGAACUCGAGUGCGGCGGACUAGUGGUGGCUUGCACGUUUGACCAUCGGGUGGCCGACGCUUACUCCACCAACAUGUUUCUUCUCUCGUGGGCAGAGAUGGCUCAUGACAAACAACUGUCUUUGCUUCCAUCAAUCGGACGAUCAAUACUCAGCCCUCGACAGCCCGGAUGGUAUGAUCCCUUCUUGGAUGACAUGUAUGUGCCUGUCUCUGCCCUACCACCACUUCCCAAAAAUACGAAGCGCAAUGUCGAUGAGCUGAUAAGUCGCAUCUAUUAUAUUGAGGCUGAUCAACUCAGUCGUCUCCAGUCAUUAGCCAAUCAUGGCACUAGCGGACGAGGGAAGACCAAGCUUGAGGCAUUUAGUGCCUUUUUGUGGAAACUAGUUGCUGCUAGGGAAGCUGAAAGGGGCAAGGUUUCCAGGAUGGGUAUUGUAGUAGAUGGACGAAUGAGAUUGAGAGAAGCAGAUGCAGAUAGCAAAAGGGCAACCCUGAUGGAUGCUUACUUUGGGAACGUUUUGUCCAUUCCGUUUGGCAAGGAAAGAGUUGGCGACCUCAAGGAGAAGCCGUUGAGUUGGGUGGCGGAGGCAGUUCAUGACUGCUUGGAAAAUGCAGUGACGAAGGAGCAUUUCUUGGACCUAAUAGAUUGGGUAGAGGCUCACCGUCCUGAACCAGCUCUGGCAAAGAUAUAUGCUGGUAGUAGUGGAAAAGAGGACGAUGGACCAGCUUUUGUGGUGUCGUCUGGCAGACAAUUUCCAGUCUCAAAGGUGGAUUUCGGUUGGGGAAGGCCGACGUUUGGGUCUUACCACUUCCCAUGGGGUGGGGAGGCUGGCUAUGUCAUGCCCAUGCCAAGUCCUAUGCAAAAUGGAGACUGGAUUGUAUACAUGCACUUGCUGAGAGAGCAAUUGAAGUUCAUAGAGACAAAAGCUGCUCAUGUGUUUAGGCCCUUAACCUUUGAUUAUCUGAAUCUUAACUAGCAAAAGAAUGAGAAAAAAAUUGUGUACAACAAGUCGGUGGUUUUUAUGAAUUAACAACAUAAGCAAUUGUUCAAAAAGACCUAAGCACUCUGCUCCUUCCUCCCCAAUGAAUUUAAUCCUUUGCCAUACAAGUUUCUACCAAGAUCUUGUUUUGCUAUUCAGUAAAAACAUGCCACAGCUCUCUUUUUCGAUGUUUUUCUUUAUGCUGCUUUUACUCUUUUUUCAUCAAUAAAAUUUUCUUUCUUGAU